Messenger RNA from Acanthosepion pharaonis, 516 nucleotides. The record is from the annotation of a GenBank genome assembly. Lineage: Eukaryota; Metazoa; Mollusca; Cephalopoda; Sepiida; Sepiidae.
AUGCCAACCCCCCCCCCCUUCUCUUCCAACAACCUACAGAGUUUUGUCUUUCUUCUUUUAGUUGAACUGAUGAAGCCAAAGAGAAUAUCAUUACCCUAUCUCUCUUUCUCUCUCUCUCUCUCUCUUUCUCGUUCUCUCUACUCUUUCUAUCUCUUUCCCCACUUCCCGUCUCUUGCUUACUCUCUUCAUCUUUCUCUCAUUCUCUCUCUCUCCCUCUCUCUCAAUGCAAGUGUGAACUUUCGUUUCUAUUUGAUACAAUGCUUACACUCCCCAUCUGACUAUUUCUCGCUUUCUUUCCCUUACUUUAUCUCUUUCGCUCUCUCCUUCUCUGCACGCGUCUUACGCUCUCUUUCUCUCUCUCUCUCUCCCGUCUAUUGGCUACAUUCUUCAUUUCUCCCUUUCUUUCUUUCUUUCUUUCUUUCUUUCUUUCUCUCUCUCAUACGCACACACACACUCUUAUCAAUAAAAAGCAAAUACAAUGCAAGUGUGAACUUUCGUUUUUAUUUGAUACAAUAA